AUGUCAGCGGAACUGGACCACCAGCGUAGCUUACUGCGAUAUUCUAGUCUCUGCAAGCUGGUUGCCUACCUAGAAACUACACUUUUAGCUGACCUGCCAAAUUUGAAUCUACCUGAUUACCAAAUUUUAAACCUAGUUCUUACAGCGACAACUCUUCCUCCCCAAACAACUCCAGAUUUACGAUACUUAGAUGAUGGGAGCUCAAAAAGGCCAUUGCAUUUACGCUGUCUGGAUUUAAUUAAGCAGUUGAUGGAUAUUCUUCGGUUGGACUUGAGACCUGUUGAUCCUUUCUUUGGACCCGAACUGCCGUCUACCGAGGCCUACGAUAGUCUGCGGGCACUACUCUAUCAGCUUUUCGACUUUCUUACUUACAAUGACGCCAGCCUCACGCGCUCUGCACGCCGCAGAGCAGAGAACAUGAAUAAUCGCUCUCGUUUUGACCCUCUUCCAAACAGGAAUACAGCUGCAUUUUAUGGCCUCAGCACCGAAGAUAGACACAAAGAUCAAAUAUUGACAAAUAAGAAUUUUAACAAGUUGCACCUCAGCUCGUGGGAGUUUUUUCGAUGGGGUUUCAAGUGUGCGGAUCGCCAGGACGAGAAGCCUUAUUUUGUUAGCUGGCGAAUUUGGAAGAAUCUGUUGCAUUUGUUUUUAGACUUUUACUGGUACGACUUUGAACGGCACGAAUACUCUGACGACUCAAACGGGCGACUUGAAAACAUCAAAACAACGCUUAUCUACCAAGCGAUUUUUGCCUUGAAUGAGCAUACCAUGAAGGCUGCCUCGACGGAAUUGAUAGACAUAGCUUUCACCUCAAAGGACUCGUUUUCUGCUCCUAUUUUUGACAACGAAUUGAGGAUUCUCAAAACAGCAGUGAUCCCGGACGAAACCAAGCGCGAAAACGAGCCAUCAGAUUCGAUACCUCUUAGGCGCUCAGUACUUUGCUUGUGCUAUAGGGUUUUGAAACAACUGCCCCAAAAUCAAUCUGAGAAGCUGAUUGAGGAUUUCGCGGUGGAAGUAGGGGAGAGACUGAUAUUAUGGGGAAAUGCUGAUGUAAUUGAGUUUUUUGCAACUUCUCAUCCUGCGCAAGAUGAGAUGCUAUUGAUUGUCAGCAUUAACCUCAUGGAACAGAUUACACAUGAUGAUGUGGAUUACGCUGAACCCUACUCCUGGUUUUUCAGCUCUGCCUCAAUCGAUGACGCAUUUUUGAGCUUUAUACUUACAGCAGAACCAGACUUUGUCAAACAAAGGACGCCCAAUAGAUUGCUGGCUCAUCGUUCUCGUCUUGAGCUAAUGAACCUCUUGAUAAAUUUCCAGCUGUCAUUGUGGUUGAAAAAUAACUGGAAUAACUUAUCAGAGCAAAGGAAGAGAGACACAGCCACCAAAAUAUUGUAUGCCCUCGGAACGAUGGACAACAAUCGAGCGCGGAGCAUCAAAGAAGUGUACAGAGAAUGCAAGCUCAGAAAUCUUGUCACCCAAGCAGAGACUGAGAAGUACCGCGACGGGAGCUUGUUUUUGACUAGACUACAGGACAUAUAUAGGAUCAAAUUAGUGUAA
Molecule: messenger RNA, 1554 nt
Organism: Ogataea angusta
Lineage: Eukaryota; Fungi; Ascomycota; Pichiomycetes; Pichiales; Pichiaceae
Exons: 1
Coding region: 1-1554 (517 amino acids)
Source: RefSeq, a predicted model, not a curated record